AUGGAGAGUACAGAUUCUUCCGGUGGUCCUCCGCCGCCGCAGCCUAACCUUCCUCCAGGAUUCCGUUUUCAUCCAACCGAUGAAGAGCUCGUCGUUCACUACCUUAAACGCAAAGCCGCCUCCGCUCCUUUGCCUGUCUCCAUCAUCGCUGACGUCGAUCUCUACAAGUUCGAUCCAUGGGAACUUCCUGCUAAGGCAUCGUUUGGAGAGCAGGAAUGGUACUUUUUCAGUCCUAGGGAUCGGAAGUAUCCGAACGGAGCGAGGCCAAACAGAGCAGCAACGUCUGGUUACUGGAAAGCUACGGGUACGGAUAAACCGGUGCUUGCCUCAGACGGGAACCAAAAGGUCGGCGUGAAGAAGGCACUAGUCUUUUACAGUGGCAAACCACCAAAAGGUGUUAAAAGCGACUGGAUCAUGCAUGAGUACCGUCUCAUCGACAACAAACCAAACAACAGACCACCAGGAUGUGAUUACGGCAACAAGAAAAACUCCCUAAGGCUUGACGACUGGGUGCUAUGUCGAAUCUACAAGAAGAACAACGCGGGACGACACGUUGAUAACGAUAAGGAUCAUGAUAUGAUCGACUACAUCUUCAGGAAAAUCCCUUCAGGACUCAACCACAGUGUCUCAAGAUCAAUGAACUUCUUCCCGGGAAGAUUCUCCGGUGGUUACGGGAUGUUCUCCGACGGUGAUCCCGGUUUUUACGACGGAAGCGGCAUGAUGUGCAGCAACGGAGCCGAUGCAGUCAAUCUCAAUGUCUGUAAUGGUAAUCUCAUUGCCGACGUUGUUGGUAACGGUUUGAACCCUGUUUCUUCCUCUGGACCGAUGAUGAUGAUGGCGAAUCUGAAACGAGCUCUUCCGGUUCCGUAUUGGCCUGUAGCGGAUGAAGAGCAGGAAGUAUCUCCGAGCAAACGGUUUCACGGCGUCGGAGGAGGAGGAGACUGUUCGAACAUGUCUUCAUCGAUGGUGGAGGAGCCACCGCCAUUCAUGCAGCAGCAAGGUGGUGUGUUAGGGGAUGGAUUAUUCAGGACGACGUCGUACCAACUACCUGGUUUAAAUUGGUACUCUUCUUAAACGGGUGUGGGUGAAAAAAAGCUCUGGUGACAAGUGUCGGAAUUGCAGAGUACGAUUCUUUUCCGAUUGGUGGGGUCAUUUACAUUAUAUAAUUUGAGAUUUGUGUAUAUGUUUUGGGUUAAUUAAUUGGGGCA
This is a messenger RNA of Brassica napus (rape), 1208 nucleotides long. Its product is annotated as NAC transcription factor 56-like. Gene Ontology annotation, biological process: regulation of DNA-templated transcription; system development. NCBI's taxonomy places the organism in Eukaryota, Viridiplantae, Streptophyta, Magnoliopsida, Brassicales, Brassicaceae. The record is from RefSeq and is marked provisional. Gene Ontology annotation, molecular function: DNA binding.